AUUAUUCCGGAGCUGCACCUGGACUACGCCAGCACACUGUCUUUUGGAGAACACAUGCAUUUGGAGAACUUUGGAUAUACAUAAAUAGGCUAUGUUUCCUGCUGUCUGACAUAUGUAAAAAUAAAUAAAUAAAUAAAUAAAAAAAAUAAACUGCUUUGGAAGACGGUCGGGAUGAGGUCUGCCGAGGGGGCACUCAGACAGAUGAUGGGGAUCCAAACAAGGAGCCUUUAUGUUCCUUCUGAGAAGCUCCUGUAAAAUAAUCAGACACCAGGACAUCGGUGACCCUGAGAGAGUCAGAUUGGAGGUAACCUUGGAGGACUGCAAGGAAUUAAAGGUCUCUGCGUAAGAGAAAUAAAGUAGCACCAUUUUUCCUACAAAGACGAUUUUCAUCGCGUCAAAGAGACCGUUUGUGUCCGGAGACGCGUGUGCGGACUGCGCGCACCGGUGCGCAAAAAGACCCUCCAUAACCAAGCGCUGCACUGUUGGUCUCAGAGACGCGGGUGACUUUAGUGUUGUGGGACACAGAACAAACCACUGAUCUCCAAAAACUAGGAGUGACCCCAAUUCCUACUCACCUGGCCAAUCCAUGGCAAGGGGCAGAGUCAUUUACACCAGCCAAUUCGGAAUGAGGGGUGGGGCCAUGGAGGUUUUACAAGUGCUGUUAUUGGCUAGUCUGCUGGGGCCUGCAACUCUAGCGUUCAGUCGUGCCCCAGUGCCCAUGGCGGUUGUUCGGCGAGAGCUGUCCUGUGAAAGUUACCCCAUCGAGCUGCGCUGUCCUGGUACAGACGUCAUUAUGAUCGAGAGUGCAAAUUAUGGCCGGACGGACGACAAGAUUUGUGAUGCUGAUCCAGCCCAGAUGGAGAACACGCGCUGUUAUUUACCUGAUGCUUACAAGAUCAUGAGCCAAAGGUGUAAUAACCGGACCCAGUGUGCUGUAGUGGCCGGACCAGACGCCUUUCCUGACCCCUGUCCUGGAACAUACAAAUACCUGGAAGUUCAGUACGAAUGUGUUCCAUACAAGGUGGAACAGAAAGGGAACGGAGUUUUCUUGUGUCCAGGGCUAUUACAUGGCGUUUAUCAGAGUGAGCAUCUGUUUGAAUCGGACCACCAGUCUGGUGCCUGGUGUAAAGACCCCCUGCAGGCAUCUGAUAAGAUCUAUUACAUGCCCUGGACACCGUAUCGCACGGACACCCUCACCGAGUACUCCAGCAAAGAGGACUUCAUUGCAGGACGACCCACCACCACCUAUAAACUCCCACAUCGGGUGGAUGGCACAGGCUUUGUAGUUUAUGACGGGGCACUUUUCUUCAACAAGGAGCGUACACGGAACAUUGUCAAGUUUGAUUUGCGUACUCGUAUCAAGAGUGGCGAGGCCAUCAUUGCUAGUGCAAACUAUCAUGAUACGUCUCCGUAUCGUUGGGGUGGGAAGUCAGAUAUUGAUUUGGCAGUGGACGAGAAUGGUCUUUGGGUGAUUUAUGCUACGGAACAAAACAACGGACGAAUCGUGAUCAGCCAGUUGAAUCCAUACACGCUGCGCGUGGAGGGAACGUGGGACACUGCCUAUGACAAACGCUCCGCCUCCAAUUCUUUCAUGAUCUGUGGAAUCUUGUACGUUGUAAAGAGCGUUUAUGAAGACGAUGAUAGCGAAGCCACCGGGAAUAAAAUCGACUACAUUUACAACACGGAACUGAGCAAAGAUGGCUACCUGGACAUUCCUUUCCCAAACUCUUACCAGUAUAUCACUGCCGUGGAUUAUAAUCCCAGAGAUAAUCUGCUCUAUGUGUGGAAUAACUACCAUGUGGUCAAAUAUUCCCUGGAUUUUGGAGUGUUAGACGGCAGGCCAGAAUCGUCAUCCUCAGUGAAUGUCUUAAUGGACACCACAACGACUCGGACCACAACACGGCCCAUCACCGUUACCAUAGCAACCACCUCCACUACAACCACCACCACUACAACAACCACUACCAAAUCACCUUCCUCAACAACAGUGGUCACACGCAGCACUACGUCGGGUCGUCAGCUUGCGGGGGGCGCAGUACCUGAGGCCACCACACGCUCGGACCCCUCCUCUGUCCUGCCUAAUGUCGCCAUCGAAUACUGCAGCCCCAUCAUUGACUCCACCCUCACCUGGCCCAAAACACGACAGGGGCUCGUCGCCAAGCAACCAUGCCCACCUGGAACCAUCGGGACAGCUGUGUUUGCCUGUCAGGGGCCUGAGGGACUGUGGGACCAGCUUGGGCCCGAUCUCAGCAACUGCACCUCCACAUGGGUCAACAUCAUCAACCAGAAGAUCCGAGCGGGCGAGCCAGCUGCCAUUAUCUCCCGCGAGCUGUCCGAACAGACCAAGGGCCACAUUCACGCGGGUGACAUCACCUACACGGUGCGGGCCAUGGGCCAACUUAUCGACCUGCUGGAUGUCCAGCUCAGGAAUCUCACCCCUGGGGGAAAAGACAGCGCUGCCCGAAGCCUCAACAAGCUGCAGAAAAGGGAGCGAUCAUGUCGAUAUUUUGUCCAGGCCAUGGUGGAGACGGUGAAUAACCUGCUGCAGCCGCAGACACGGACAGCCUGGAUGGAGCUCUCAGUGAGCGAUCAGCUCCGGGCUGCAACCAUGCUGCUGGACACCGUAGAGCAGGGCGCCUUUGUUCUCGCCGACAACCUGCUUAAAACCGAUGUUGUACAAGAAAACACAGAAAAUAUACAGCUGGAGGUGGCGAGGAUGAGCACGGAUGGAAAUCUUCCUGAUCUGAAGUUUCCUCAGACUGGAGGACAAGGCAAUGCUAUUCAUCUGUCAGCAAACACCCUUAAACAGCAUGGGAGAAAUGGUGAGAUUCGGAUGGCAUUCGUCCUGUAUAAGCAUCUGGGUUCAUACCUGACAACAGAAAACGCCAGCAUGAAGUUCAGCACCGAGACGUUAAACACAAACUACUCAGUCAUUGUCAACUCUCCCAUUAUAACGGCGGCAAUCAACAAAGACAGUAACAAAGUUUAUCUGUCCGACCCUGUCAUAUUCACCGUACGGCACAUUCAGCAGUCUGAAGAGAAUUUCAACCCCAACUGUUCGUUCUGGAGUUACUCAAAGCGCAAUAUGACAGGUUUCUGGUCCACACAGGACUGCAGAUUGCUCGGAACCAACCGGACUCAUACCACCUGCUCAUGCACACACCUGACAAACUUCGCUGUGCUCAUGGCUCACGUGGACGUGAAGACGGCAGACCCUGUUCAUGAUCUGUUGUUGGAUGUCAUAACAUGGGUGGGCAUCUUGCUCUCCCUGGUGUGUCUACUCGUCUGUAUCUUCACCUUCUGUUUCUUCCGCGGCCUCCAGAGCGACAGGAAUACCAUUCACAAGAACCUCUGCAUCUCGCUCUUCAUCGCCGAAACACUCUUCCUCACCGGCAUCAACCGUGCCGACCAGCCUAUCGCAUGCGCUGUAUUUGCAGCACUCCUGCAUUUCUUCUUCCUAUCGGCGUUCACGUGGAUGUUUCUGGAAGGCGUGCAGCUGUAUAUCAUGCUGGUGGAGGUGUUUGAGAGCGAACACUCGCGACGCAGAUACUUCUACCUGGCUGGAUAUGGAAUUCCUGCACUCAUAGUGGCCGUUUCUGCAGCAGUGGAUUACCGCAGCUACGGGACUGAAAGAGUGUGCUGGUUGCGGUUGGACACUUAUUUCAUCUGGAGUUUUAUAGGUCCCGCCACGCUCAUCAUCAUGCUUAAUGUGAUCUUUCUGGGAAUCGCUCUCUACAAGAUGUUUCACCACACUGCCAUCCUGAAGCCAGACUCCAGUUGCCUUGACAACAUCAAAUCGUGGGUAAUUGGAGCCAUAGCAUUGCUCUGUUUACUGGGUCUGACCUGGGCAUUCGGGCUGAUGUAUGUAAAUGAGAGCACCGUGAUCAUGGCGUACCUCUUCACCAUCUUUAACUCCCUGCAGGGCAUGUUUAUCUUCAUAUUUCACUGUGUCCUACAGAAGAAGGUACGGAAAGAAUAUGGGAAGUGCCUUCGGACACACUGCUACAUUGGGAAGAGUGUGGACUCCUCUAUGGGUUCAGGGAAAAGUUCAGUAUCCCGUGGACCUGGACGGUAUUCUUCAGCCUCACAGAGCCGAAUCCGCCGGAUGUGGAACGACACGGUGAGGAAGCAGACAGAAUCAUCAUUCAUGACAGGAGACAUCAACAGCUCGGCUACACUCAACAGAGGUGCCAUGGCCAAUCACCUCAUCCCAAACUCUCUGCUGCGCACUCACGCCUCUAACAACCCCUAUAACACCUUACUGGGCGAAUCUGCUGUCUAUAACAACCCCACUCUCAGCAUGUACAAUGCUCAAGAGCCCUACAGAGAGACAAAAGGAAUCCUGAACAAUGCUCGGGAUACAAGUGCCAUGGAUACUCUACCACUGAAUGGUAACCAUGGCAAUAGCUACAGCUUGGCUAGUGCCGAUUACUUGAGUGACUGCGUGCAAAUCAUCGACCGCACGUACAAUGUACACAAAGAGACCACACUGGAGAAGCGAAUCCUCAAAGAGCUCACCUCCAACUACCUGCCCACCUACCUGAACAACCAAGACCGAACGGCAGAACAUGGACGCAACCUGAUGAACAAGUUGGUUAACGAAGUCAGCAAUGGCGGCGGGGUGAAAGAUUCUACCAUGUUGCCUGUUAAUCUUGCGUUUGGCCUGGACGACUUACCAUCUUUCCCACCUGAGGAUUGUCUUGGUCUGGAGCUGAUUAGGGAAGAGUCCAAUGCACCCUUGCUUCCUCCACCACGUCCUGUCAACCAAACCCUGCCACACCCCACCUCUUUUAGCUCCACCUCCUCAUCCCGACGACGCCUUCCUCAAGAAAACAGUGAGAGUUUCUUCCCACUAUUGACCGAAGAGCAAAUAGAAGAGACUCCAUCCCCCCAGAGAGACUCGCUCUACACCAGCAUGCCCACGCUGCCUGAUACCGACCACAAUGACACGCAUUCGCUGCCUUGCAGCGGCGGCAUGCACACUCUCCCCAGGAGUGGGGAGCCUGAUGACGUGUACUAUAAGAGCAUGCCCAACCUGGGCUCACGCAACCACCUGCACCAGCUGCACUCGUACUACCAUCUGAGUCGUGGCAGCAGUGACGGCUUUAUUGUCCCGCCCAAAGAUGAGCUUUCGCCUGAAGAGACGCCGCAGGAGCCAACACACCUGGUCACCAGCCUAUAGAGGACGCCACAGAACAUGCACUCCAACCCUCACACAUUCUGCCUACGCCCAGCUCUAUUCACCCUCCUAGCCAUGCCUAUACCCUCUCCUUCAUGUGCUCUUUUACGUUUCUGUACUGUUCAGUCGUCCGCUGUCGUUCAACUUUAGUUUUUUAUCUGUAUGCAGAGAAAUGAACUACAACAAACAAUACAAUCUUGGGAGGUGAUUUUGUGUUCUCUUCCGUAGAGAAUUAUGGGUAACACUUGUUUGUCAAUGAAUUUAAGAGCUGACAUUCUUUUCGGUCUUAUUGGUUGUGCACUUCUACUUACAGGGAAAUGGACCCAAAAAUGGAUUUACUGUAUAACCUUCUGGGAUGUGUGAGAUUCCAAAAUGUGUUUUGACUCUCAGCAACCCCAAAGGAAUAUGAAUAACUGCCAGAAACAUUGUUAGUAGCUCAGUGCGCCUAGUCAACACCAAUCAAGUGACUCAUACUAUUUUAAUACCAUCUGAAUCCAUGUUUGCUUUUUCAUUUUUUGUUUCUUCUGAUGAACAGCAGCAUAUUUUGCUGCGAUAAUCCUGCAAAAAUGAGGCAAAACUGAUUUAGAACAGUAUAUAGAAGGACGCUUUCACCACACAUGCUCUAGAGUAUCCUUUCUUUUUUGCUGUAUUAAUAACAAAUAUUAAAAUGAGGAGGGAAAAACUAAUACCAGAGAAUUCUAUGAUAUUUCUGUGUAAAUGUACAGACACUAGCGUUACACAGGAUAGUGCUUAUUCUGUUACGACGCUCUCCGCUUCCGUAACCAUAGUGAUUUCAAAUCAUUUCCAUUCUUUCCUGAUGGUCUCGUCCUUAGACAGGUUUCAAUCCAUUUUUUUUAUAACAUUGUUUUCUUUCACAUCUUCAUUUCAAUAUGAACAAUGGCAAGUAACAAAAAUGACAGUGAAUGUUUCCUUGUUGUAUUUGAUUUAUUGUUCCAUUGUCUCAAGUCUGUAGAUAAAGAUUAAUUAAAGCCCAAUAUUGUCAGCAUUUUUGGAGAGAUAUGAGAAACAGCAUAAGGUCAUCAAAAAGCAUUUGCCAAACACUUGCUAAGGUCUUUAUCAUUUACAGUGAGUUUGACAGGGAUGCACACAAGGCACUUGUAUAAUUUAACUGCAGUGUUUUACUUAUUAAACACCCACAUUUAGAAUGAGAGAAGGUAGAAUACCUUGUCUUUGCCUUAUUUCUUUUCAGUAGGAGAAUGAACGGUUAUUUAUUUCACUGAAGAAAAAGGAUAAAAGUAACUAUUCAGCAAAAUGUCUGGGAAGUAAAAAUGUAUGCAGCACAUAUCGUUUUUAUCAUCACAAAUAUUAUUAUAGAUUUUAUUUAUUGCAUUUUUCUGUUAUUUUACCCUGUGGUUGAAUGACCUCUCACUAAUAUUCGUUGUAACAGUGAAACUUGUUUGCCAACAAAUAAAUGACAAGAGUAAAGCCGUGGGUCUGGUAGAGUGUGCAUUUUCUGCAACACAGUGUGUCUCAUGUAACGGUGAUUCUUCAAUUAAGGGCACUUUUGACUACAUUAAAUGUUGACAAAUACAACUCUUCAUCCAUGUUAAAAGAUUUAUCAAAUGUCAUGGAAUAAAGAUUUGAUCAUGGCCUUGAUCAACAUUUAAGUGGAUUUUGGUAUAAUGUGUGAUGUGGAUUUUGUAACUGUGUGUGAUUUUAUUUAUUUCAGUUUUUCAAGAAAAGCUAGCACUAGUUAGCUACUAGUCAAUAACAUUUGAAUUGAGGGGGAAAGAAUCCUUGAUUGGUUCUGAAUUAAAAUGAUGAAAUAACUUAUUUGGUAAUGAUUUGAUAAACCUGCUCUCAGAUCAUGAUGUAAAAACUUUAAAUUACAUUUAAGAGCUUCAAAACUUUUAGGGACGGCCCUGUCACUUCUCAU
This is a messenger RNA of Myxocyprinus asiaticus (Chinese sucker), 7076 nucleotides long. Its product is annotated as adhesion G protein-coupled receptor L3-like. Gene Ontology annotation, cellular component: axon; membrane; cell-cell junction. The coding region runs from base 587 to 5182 and encodes 1531 amino acids. The record is from RefSeq and is a predicted model, not a curated record. Gene Ontology annotation, biological process: synapse assembly; brain development; adenylate cyclase-activating G protein-coupled receptor signaling pathway. Gene Ontology annotation, molecular function: carbohydrate binding; G protein-coupled receptor activity. The transcript has 25 exons. Lineage: Eukaryota; Metazoa; Chordata; Actinopteri; Cypriniformes; Catostomidae.